AUGCUCCACCCAGCGCCCCCCCGCCGCUCCCUCUCCGCCCGCUUCGCAUCCACCAAAGCAGUCCCCGCCGCCCCCUCCCGCCAGGGCACAAACUACAAGAACCGCUUCAGCCUCACCACCACAGAACAACAGAAAGCCAACAUGCAGACCGUCAACAUCCCCUCAGACUCGGUCCCCGAGAACCUCAAGCCCAUCGAGCAGAUCGUCAAGAGGGCAAAGGAGCUCAAGCUCGCAGAGCCCGUCAUCUCGUACUGGUGCUGCUUCUCUGCGGCUCAGAAGGCGUUAAAGAUGGCCAACAGGUCCAAAGAGGAUACCAUCUUCCUCAUGGCUCUUAUCGAAGCGUUGGAGACCAUGAAAGUGGCCCUGGCCACCAAUGAAGCAAUUACCAGCGAAGCAGCAGGCGCAGCCUACGUGGAAAACUUUGCGCUCAAAGUAUUCAUGCCAACUAUUCGGAAAUUCGUCGUCGCGGGCCAAUUCAUUGAAGUGCUUCGAUGCUUCGAGCACGGAAUGACUGAAGAAAUGGAACAAAAGCUGCUGUAUGCUCGCUGGAAGGCCGCGGACGGAGCCAAGGCCCUGCGCGAAGGCCGGGUGCCCACAGCUGGUCCCCCUUUCCCUGAGCAAGACCACGUUUCUUCUCCAGCAGCUGCUGCUGUGACAUCACCCAGCCACUCCAGUCAGCUGCUCCAAUCGCCACCCCAGCACACCCCCGGAGGCGGAUCCCGUCAAAACUCCUUUUCCAACAAUGCCCGCCCGCCUGCCCCCUCUCCUCCCACGCACACCCAAAUCAUCUCUCCCCGUCCUUCUCCUGCACUCAAGGCUCGCAACAACCCACCACCUAUCGAUACCGACCCGCGCACCCCGCGGUCGACCACUUCCACCACCGGGUCCGGCGCUUGGUCCACAAUCGCUACACCGGGGCUGCCAGAUGAUGACGAAAGUCAGCUGCAUUUCGACCUCAACCGGCCGGACGCUAUGCUUCCGCCUCUGGCUCACUCGUACAGUGGCCAGGGCGGGAAACGAUCGCCCUUGAGGACUCCGAUAGAUGAAAAGAAGAAUGUGCGUUUCCUUGGCCCAGAUGGUGCGCCGCUCUCGCCGGCAUCGACGCAUCUGAGUGUAUCCUCUUAUACUGCGCCGCCGGCACCGCCUCCCACAGACAUUCCUUCUCCGGAACCGCAGCCGAAAACUUUGCCAGUGGUGGGGCCCCCACCUUCAGGCAGACCAAGAGGUGAUUCUUCAAGCUCGAGAAACGGCGUGCCCCACGUUCACAGUUCCCCGAACAAUGACGCUCAGCAAGCUCCUUCCGGUGGUAACGGGGCCACUUCUGGCUCUCGUCAGCGCACCGCACAAGUCCCAAUCCCCGGUUCCGGUUCUGGGUCUGGUUCAGGUCAAGGGUCGACGAGGUUGCCUUCCUCCGGCAACGUGCCCCCUCCGCCCCCGCCUUCAUUGAUUGGCGGCGGAGCAGCACCCAGGCCGAUGGUACAGCCUCAGUCCCAAGGUGGGGGAUUGGGAUUGUCCUCACCACCACCGAUGCAGGGUUCUGUGACUGUCCCUGCGAUUUCACGUGGCCGUUCCAACUCGCACUCGCAUGCCCAGCCCCAGUCUCAGCCCCACACGUCUUCGAGCUCAUCUCAAACCUUCGCUCCCACUCCAAAGACCAUGUCGAGAAAAGACAUCGAGUAUACUCAAAAGCACGCAAAGUUUGCAAUCAGUGCAAUGGAGUUUGACGAUUUCGAGACAGCUAGGGCAGAGUUGAGGAAGGCGAUCAAUAUGUUGGGUGGGUGA
This is a messenger RNA of Cryptococcus wingfieldii CBS 7118, 1782 nucleotides long. RefSeq lists its product as hypothetical. Gene Ontology annotation, biological process: late endosome to vacuole transport via multivesicular body sorting pathway. Gene Ontology annotation, cellular component: multivesicular body. The record is from RefSeq and is a predicted model, not a curated record. The transcript is spliced from 6 exons. Lineage: Eukaryota; Fungi; Basidiomycota; Tremellomycetes; Tremellales; Cryptococcaceae. Bases 1 to 1782 code for a protein of 593 amino acids.